AUGUCUCCAUUCCGGCUCCGCAAAAACAUUGCCGCUCUCGAGGAAAAAGAGCGUGACGAUCUGGUACUUGCAUUCCAUUUACUUCAGAAAGAGGGUCCAGGAACGGCAGAGUCUCCAAAUGAGGAUUCCUUUUAUACCAUCGCAGGUUAUCAUGGCCAGCCCUUCAGGGGUGCUGGCUAUGGAAAUCGAGAUUGGUGGGGAGGAUACUGUCAUCAUGGCAAUGUGCUUUUUCCUACCUGGCAUCGUGCGUAUGUCCUUCGCUUGGAGGACGCCCUCCGCAAAGUUGCAAAGAUGCCGAAUCUAGCUCUGCCAUACUGGGAUGAGUUUGCCGACUCAUUGGUGCCGAAAAUCUUCACACAAAGAAAAUACACUUUACCCAAUGUGGGCGAGAUUGACAAUCCCCUAUAUUCAUACAAACUGUCCCAAGGAUUCUUCGACAACCUCGGUCGAAUUGCAUCCGACAAAUCCGGCACCACGACCAGAAGGGUUGAUUACAGCAAGCCCAAAAAGUAUGAAACAGUUCGAUGUCCUUACUCGGGACUUGUUGGGAAAGAUGACAAGGACGCUACAGAGAAUUACAACGCCACCAUCAGUGAGGCUGAUGCUACCAAGAGGCUGAAUGAAAAUGUGUUCUACUGGCUAAGAAGUCCCGCUACGAAUAGAGUCCCAGGCAUGCGUCAGCUUUACAUCAAUGCUGCCUGGAAGGCUCCCAACUACACCGUGUUUUCCAACACCACAUCAGCUGCUAAGUGGAACGAUGAUCUAUUUGGUCGUGAACAUGAAUGGAUGGAUGACUUUGUGGUUUCCGUGGAGCGGCCACACAAUGGAGUUCAUCUGGCAGUUGGUGGAUAUGACAUGCCUGACAAGGAUGCUCACCGAACAACUCCCUCCCAAGCAAACGGGGACAUGGGCGAGAAUGACACGGCGGCGUUCGAUCCGAUCUUCUUUUUUCAUCACUGCUUUAUUGACAUGGUCUUUUGGCUCUGGCAGUUCCAUCAUGAGGCCACAGAGAAGUUUGAUAUUAUUCCGUUUUACCCCGGAACCAGUCCGAUUGAUAGUCAAGGUCCAACUCCGGGUAUGAGUGCUGAUUCCCAGCUCAACAUGGAAACCCCGUUAACCCCUUUUCGCUACACUUCAAAGAAGCUCGGAUACACGUACGAUUGCGAUCAAUACCGUAAUAAGACCCCUCCACCACCUAUUGAUGUCCUGCCGGUACCAGCACCGCCAGUCAGAGCUUUAGCGCCAUCCACGUCACGCUCAGCUGUACGGGUGACAGGUAUCAGCCGGAGCCAAAGACUGGGCUCUUUUGUUGUGGCUAUUUGGGCCUUCCCUUCCGACAACGAGCAUGAUUGGGAUCAAGCUACUCUAGUUGGGCUCGAGCCGGUUUUCAGCCGGUGGCAUGUGCCAAAUUGUGCCAACUGCAGCAACUCUCUGACGGUAACUUUGCACGCACAUCUACCACCCGGCUCAUCCCCAACGGACUCAGACAAAUUUACGGAUGGAGGCCAGAGAGAAUGGAAACUGAAGAUUAUUGUGCUGGAUAACCAGCUCAUAAAGGACAAGGAAGGCGUGCCCCGCAAAAAAAGGUUACUCAACCCUAUCACAGGUGACAGCAAAGUGGAUCCAGGACCUUGGAUUGAGAUUAAGAAGGUUUCAGGUUGA
Messenger RNA from Aspergillus costaricaensis CBS 115574, 1662 nucleotides. RefSeq names its product tyrosinase (gene tyr1). The record is from RefSeq and is a predicted model, not a curated record. Gene Ontology annotation, molecular function: oxidoreductase activity. NCBI's taxonomy places the organism in Eukaryota, Fungi, Ascomycota, Eurotiomycetes, Eurotiales, Aspergillaceae. The transcript is spliced from 2 exons. Bases 1 to 1662 code for a protein of 553 amino acids.